Molecule: messenger RNA, 1773 nt
Organism: Symbiodinium pilosum
Lineage: Eukaryota; Dinophyceae; Suessiales; Symbiodiniaceae
Source: the annotation of a GenBank genome assembly
AUGUCGCUGCCUGCUAGAGCACUCUUGAUUAUCGCAGGCUGCAGCCAGGUUCUCAAUGCUGCGGAGCAGCAAGAGAAGCACGAGCGGCCCCACAUUCUUUUCCUCAUGGUAGAUGAGAUGGAUGGGCGCCUACUAGACGAUGAAACGCCUCAGUUCAAGCCGCCCCUGUCAAAUCUGCGAGCGCUGAUGAAGAGAGGUACUUAUUUUCCAAAUGCCUAUAGCAACUCUCCCUUGUGUGUUCCUGCAAGAACAUCAAUGGUCACCGGAAGGUUUAACUCAGACAUAAAGAUUUGGGACAACUUUGUGGGUAUCGCGAGCGUCAAUGGCGAUGACGGCCAGAUAGACCAGCACUGCCUGGACGCCUACUCCCGCAGGGAAUGCGAUCAAUUUGCAGCUGAGCAGAAGAUCAACGGGACAUUCUUCGAUGUUCUUCACGACCAUGGCUACAACCUCACCCUUUGGGGGAAGGUCCAUGCUGGAGGUGGGGUCGAACGCUUCAGCCGACACAUUUUCAAUGAUCCGUUCACGGGAACAGGUCUUGUCCGUGAGUCCGCUAAGGCUUGGACUCGCUCUACGGGGGUUUCAUCCAAGAAACAGGACCCUACUGACUGGCUGCAACGGCCCAUCAAUGUGCCCAAGCCGGCAGAGAAUUUUUUCGAUUACCCCACCGCAGACGAGUGCACGCGCUUGUUAGAGCAAGGGCUCUUCAAAUCAUCGACGCCGCAAUUUCUCUACUGCUCCUUUGCAGUGCCUCAUCCCCCCUACCAGACGAACAACACGUAUUGGAAUUUGGUUGGACCUCUUGGCAAACAUGCUAUUCCCGUGCAGGUUCCGCGGGAUCAGCUACAUCCAGCUGAUGAAUACUACGUGAAGUCCAAGCAGUUCUGGAAUUUGGAUAGCUGCCGCCCAGAGCACAUUGAACACUUCCGGCGAGUCUACUUCGCUAUGUGUGUUGAAGCAGAUCACUUGGUGGGCAGGAUCCUGAAGGCGUUUUGGAACAAUGUAGAUCCCGAUAGUGCUUUCGUCAUAUUUGUGUCUGACCAUGGUGAGCUCAACUUGGAGCAUCGCCAGUGGCAGAAGAGCUCCAUGAAGGAAGCAUCUGCUCGCAUUCCCCUGAUUGUCUCGGGACCGGGGAUGCCGAAAGGUCGGCGGAUUCAGUCACUUGCAUCCCUGAAUGACAUCUAUCCAACCCUUGUAGACAUGGCUGGCGCAGCUUCUCGCGUACCGACACAUCAGCUUGCUGGCGAGUCUGUUCUGCCGAUGGCACGCUGGGACCAGCGCAAAAAGAACUAUGUGGUUUCUGAGUACUACGACACGUUCUCCAGGACCGGUACGUUCAUGGUCAGGCAGGGCGAGAAGAAGUUAAUUGUUCAUGCACCUCUGGAGAACGGUGUUCGCUGGCCGGCACAGCUCUUCAACCUUGCUGACGAUCCCUGGGAACUGAAGGAUAUAGCUUCUGAGUUCCCAACAGAGGUGAGCCGUUUGGAGGCGCUUCUUCGAAAGGAGUUUGACGUGGAAGCAGUAGACCGGCAGAAGAAGUUAUAUGACCACAAGAUGUUCAUGAAAUACGUAUAUCGCAGGUAUUCCGGCCCAGCUGGAUGCCAGAAGGCAAUGACAGUUGCCUUCCCGGGCUUUGAUGAGGAAGAUGCGAAAGAAAUUGAGAAGUGGCUCGGAAAACCUUGUUGCAAAGUGAUGGAAGGCAGGGUGCAGCGCAGAGCAAAGUACCACACUCUGGCUUGCCCGUCAAAGAUGGGUGAAGCGGUUUCCCUCUAG